Molecule: messenger RNA, 414 nt
Organism: Prunus armeniaca (apricot)
Lineage: Eukaryota; Viridiplantae; Streptophyta; Magnoliopsida; Rosales; Rosaceae
Source: the annotation of a GenBank genome assembly
AUGUUGCCAAAACAAGAAAAGGAAUAUAUUCUAGAGAUAUGGAAAGGAAUCCCUAACAACUUCAAAGAGCCUAGCUUCACAGCAGUUGAGUGCAAGCUCAUGAAGAAGAUGCUUCUUCUUCUCUCCAUGCAACCUAUUUCCCGUUCAAAAUGUCCUCUUUCCCUGGCUCACACCUUCCGAACUGCUAAACCUAACAACCCUAAAACUUCUGUUCAUGAACCUCACAUUCCUAAACAUCGGAUGCCUGAAGCUCCCAUUCCUUUCAUUCCUCAUCCUGAAGCUCCCAUUAUUUUCAUUCCUAAUACUAAGCGUACUCCUCUUCCUAGGCGUCCUCAAAUUCCCUACUUUCCUUUUCCUAGAGAUCCUAUAGAUCACAGCUCCUCUACAAGUGGCACUAACACUAAGCAAGGAUGA